AUGGCAGAGUUCUUAAACAAUGAAACUUUGUCAGAUAUCACAGUCACAAAUCCUGCUUCAGGGGCUUAAUACAAAGCUCACAAAGUUAUUUUAGCCAGUGGAUCUAAAUACUUUUUAGAACUAUUUGUUUCUGAGGAUGCUUCAAAGAUUAAUCUUGUAAAUAGUAAUUUGAUAAUUCAACAAUUGUAGUUUGAAGUGCCUAAGCCUAUUGAAGUUAGUGGGGAUCAUCCAGAUGAUAUAGUCAGCAAAAUCCUUAAAUACUUCUAUCAUAAUUAGGACUUUACUGUUAUUGAAAAUGAAAUCACAGAGACCAAUGCUCCUUUCAUAUUCUCAUAAGCUUUCGUAUUAAAGGCAGAGAAUUUGAAGAAAUCUCUAGAGCAGCGCAUUAUUGAGAAAAUUCUUAACCCUUCUAAUUGCACAUAAUACUUUUUCGAGAGUAUCAAAUUCAAAAGCUAAGCAAUCCAAAAGGCAUGUGAAGAUUUAAUAGUUAUGAACUUCGCAGACAUCGCGUAGAAAGAUAAGGGAACUGAAUUUUUGAAAGAGUUACCUUUUGAUUAAUUUAGAAAUCUUUGUGCUGCUGAUAACCUAUACAUAUAGGAAGAAAAAAUAGUAGUAGACUUGAUUGAAGGUUAUCUCAAGCAUAGAGAAAAUUUGCCAUUACUUGAUGAAGAGAAUCCUCUAAAAGAUUGGUCUAAUUUGACCUAAGCAGAGAAGGACAAAAGGCUUGAAGAAGAAAAAAAGCAACGUGAAGAAGAAAAGAAAGCCAAGGAUGAAGAGGAGAAAAAGGAAAAUGAUGAGUUCGCAAAGCUAGAUGAACUGGGAAAGAUUCAACACAAGUGGAGAAAAAAGGUAGUUGAAAUUGAAAGCAAGGCAAAGGAAAGACUAGCAGUUAAACGAUUGAAUAAAGCUCAAAAGACAGAACUAUUUAAAACGAUUAGAUAUAGCUUCUUACGGCAUGAAGAGUUGUUACUUAUGACUAUGAACCCAGUUUAUGAACUUGCUAAAAAUUUCAUUGUUGAGGGACUUUCAGUUAGGCUUGAUAGUUAUGAAACAACUUUGAAGAAGGAACUUCAGAUUAACAUUGAGCCUAGAGUAUAUUUUGAACCCGAAACUAAUAAAACAAUAAAUACAUCUAUUGAUACUAAGGGUCAACCGAUGGGAGGUGGAGUUGGAUUAGGCAAUAUGUUCAAAUAAGCUUUAGCAUAGAAAUAGUAAUCACCAGUCAAGAUGAAUCAAAAUCAUUCUAAACCAUAUGCAAACUAUUAUGAGAGAAAGAUUGACGAGGAAAGAGAAGUUUAAAAAGAUGUACUAAAGAGAGGUGUCAUUGGGCCUGCUAUUAAGAAUAUGUUUGCAGAAUCCUAAAAGAGAUAAAACUAGCCCAAUUAGCUGAAUCAAUCCUUAAAUGUAUUUAAGAAACCAACAGAUCAAUUAUCAUAAAGUAUGAUGAUGUUGCCCCAAAGUGGACCAAAGCCACCUCAGAAGAAUCUUAAUAACUCAGCAAUCUUAAAUGAUUACUUGAGUGAGCGACCAACUGAGUUUAUAUAUGAGCAUGACUUUGAUGAGAAUGGUGUCCUUUACUUCUUAGGUUCAUUUGGAAAAAAGAAGAUGUGGCAGAAUCCUCACUUGAUUGGCUAGGUCUAGGCAUUUACAUCAUCUCUAGGAGCAGGAACUGUUGAUAACUUUGUUGGCAGAAUUGCAACUAACUGUAGAACCCAAAAUGAACCCUUUUCAUAUUUCGGUGUUGAUCUUGGCUAAGGUAGAAGCCUUUUGCCAACUUGCUAUACUAUUAGAAACAGAAACUCUACUACUCAUGUUUUAAUGAAUUGGCAUCUUGAAGGUUCUAACGAUAAAACUAAUUGGGAGAUCCUUGACAGAAGGAUUUACUUAGGUCUAAAUGAUGGUGAUGCUUAAUUGGAAGAAGAAUAAAAGCAUCUUAAGUAGAAGGGUGUUGCAAGCACUUGGGGUGUUGAUACUGACAUUUAUAGAGAACUUGGCUUUGAAGGGUACAGAUUCUUCAGAAUAAUCUAAGUUGGUAAAAAUAGCUCUGGUUCAGACAACUUGGCUUUAUCUGGCUUUGAGGUUUACGGAAAGGUUGUCAGAGGUAGAUUCCCAUGA
Messenger RNA from Stylonychia lemnae, 2115 nucleotides. The record is from the annotation of a GenBank genome assembly. NCBI's taxonomy places the organism in Eukaryota, Ciliophora, Spirotrichea, Sporadotrichida, Oxytrichidae.